Saccharomyces paradoxus is the source of this 2517-nucleotide messenger RNA. It is a transcript of the gene USA1, whose product is annotated as Usa1p. The record is from RefSeq and is a predicted model, not a curated record. Lineage: Eukaryota; Fungi; Ascomycota; Saccharomycetes; Saccharomycetales; Saccharomycetaceae. The coding region runs from base 1 to 2517 and encodes 838 amino acids. The transcript has a single exon.
AUGUCUGAAUAUCUAGCUCAGACGCCCUGUAAAUUCACUAUUUGGUCAAGCGAGAUCGACCUUAUCAGAACAAAUCUGUUGGUGAACGCCCAUCCUUUAAGCACGGUUGGAAGACUACUUCAAUAUAUCCAUUAUCAAAUCUACAAACAAUUAAGGGCUAUCGAUCAACCAGAAGAGCAGUGUACGAACUCAGCAAUAUCUCACACACCCUUAAAUAGUAUCAACACUUAUUAUCUAAGUUACGAAGGCAGAGAGUUAUCUGCAACGUGUUUAUUAAAAGACAUCACAUCACCUAGCCAUCUAGAUUCGAACCAUUUCAUAAGACUACAGCUGGAAAAGCGUGCUUCCCCUUCCGGUUCCGCAUUUGACUUGGAAUAUGAUAUCGACAGUGAAUUUAACUCGAUGAAUAUUCAAUUUGAGAUAAAUACACUAUCUUCUCAACGUAUAUUUAAUUCCAUGGAACCACACUUGCCUAUCGGCACCACAUUGGCUAGAUUAGAGAAAUUGGCAUUGGAACGUAUAAAGGACUUCGAAAAAUCAGCAGGUAAUCUCUGUGGUAUUAAAGAGGACCACUCAGUGCAUGACUUGCAGGGGUUCAUAAUAAAGGGGAAACAGACACCCAUGUUUUUAAAUUAUGGAAGUGAUUCAGAUUACUAUAAAGAUUUGAAUUUAGUAGAUUUGCUAGGCAUUGAUUUUGCCCCGGCACAUAAUUCUUUUUUCACAUUUUUGUUCAAGAUGAACCAUGAACAGAGUUCGCACAUUGCGAACGAUGAAGAGGGGUUUGUGUUGGAAUUCAUAUCUGACGCCACGCUAUCUAUAACUCAAAUGAAUGUUAAGCCCGAUACCACGGUAAAACAAGUGAAAGAUUUCAUUUGUUCUGUUUACACCCACUCAUUAAACUUGAGGAGAAAUGACAUCAAGUUGAUAUAUAAGGGACAAUUGCUUCAUGAGAAUAAUUUUGCGGGCAACUCUUCAAAGAUCAGCGAGUACAUUAAAGAGCCGCAUGAAGUGAAGGUGCAUGUACAAAUUAACCAAGAGUAUACAGAAUCUGGCCCUGGAUUUUGGAAUGAAGUGUUCAACAAUCCAAAUAUUUUUCAAUUCAUGCCUCCAGAUACAAGGUCCCAAUCGCCUGUUAGUUUUGCUCCCACUCAAGGACAAUCUUCUGCUGCCAUACCUGAGGACGAACAAGGUGUACAAUACGUGACUGAAUCAGGAAAUGAUGACAUCGUUCCUACAGAUGAGCUUUAUAGGAAAUGUAUCAUUAACGGGAAUGAAGUGGUAUUCAUUCCUGUCAGCGAACUAAAUCCACAAUCGAGCUAUUUGUCCGUAAUUAAAGGGGAUUACGGUGAAAUCAAAAUCCCCGUAUCUUGUAAUGAUUACAAGAUAAGUGGUGACAAUAUUUUGCUAUCACCUUCCACAAUAGAACAAUUGGAGUCUGUUUUAAACUUCAAGAUCGAGAGGCCACAGACUUCGACAGGCUUGGGAUCAUCUGGUGAGCAUGCUCGAUUCGCAGAUAAUACAGUCCCGGAAAAUGAUAAUAAUGCAGCUGAAAAUGAGUCAGCAUGGAAUAGGAGAGUAUUGCGUCCCUUGAGGAACAGCUUCCCACUGCUACUGGUAUUGAUAAGAACAUUUUACUUAAUCGGUUAUAAUUCAUUGGUUCCUUUUUUCAUUAUUUUAGAGUUUGGAAGCUUCCUUCCCUGGAAAUAUAUCAUUUUACUAAGCUUACUUUUCAUUUUCAGGACUGUUUGGAAUACGCAAGACGUGUGGAAUUUGUGGCGAGAGUAUUUCCGCUUAAAUGAGAUUGAUGAAGCCAAGUUCAGCCAGAUCAAAGAUUUUAUCAAUUCCAAUUCCUUGACCUUAAAUUUCUACAAGAAAUGUAAGGACACUCAAUCUGUUAUUGAUUUGCUGAUGAUACCCAAUCUGCACGAGCAAAGGCUAUCAGUCUAUUCUAAAUACAAUAUCGAAUAUGACGCCAACACCCCUGACGUUGGACAAUUGAAAUUGCUAUUUAUCAAGGUAUUAUCGGGUGAGAUCCCUAAGGACGCACUGGAUGAGCUGUUCAAAGGAUUUUUCGACUUAUAUGAGGCGACAAGAAAUAUGAACCCACUAUACCCUCAAGACUCUCUGAAUGAAUUGCUGCUGAUGAUUUGGAAGGAGUCCAACAAGAGAGACAUUAAUACACUACCUAAGUACAGAAGGUGGUUUCAAACCUUGUGCUCGCAAAUAGCGGAGCACAGCAUCUUUGAUGUCAUACUCAGGUACAUAAUUCCGGACCCGGUAAAUGAUAGGGUUAUAACCGCUGUGGUAAAGAACUUCGUGCUCUUUUGGGUUACGCUACUCCCCUAUGUGAGGGAGAAGCUAGAUGAUAUUGUUGCACAGAGAGCAAGGGAUCGUGAACAACCGGCUCCAUCCGUCCAACAACAAGAAAACGAAGAUGAAGCCCUCGUGAUCCCUGACCAAGAAGAAUCCACCGCCACAGGUGCACAACCUCAUCUCUACAUCCCUGAUGAAGACUGA